AUGGUUAAAUCUGAGAGUUUCUGUGAGGGGAAAACAAAGAAGAAACGAAUCAUUUGCGUUCUUCAAAACGAUAUUGAUCUGCUUAACCCACCUGCUGAGCUUGAGAAGAGGAAGCACAAGCUCAAGCGCCUUGUUCAGUCUCCCAAUUCCUUUUUCAUGGAUGUGAAAUGCCAAGGCUGCUUCAACAUUACGACGGUGUUCAGCCACUCGCAGACGGUUGUGGUGUGUGGAAACUGCCAGACUGUGCUGUGCCAACCCACAGGAGGAAAGGCACAUCUCACUGACGGUUGCUCUUUCAGGAAAAAGGGUCUCGUUCAGUGA
Molecule: messenger RNA, 321 nt
Organism: Thlaspi arvense
Lineage: Eukaryota; Viridiplantae; Streptophyta; Magnoliopsida; Brassicales; Brassicaceae
Source: the annotation of a GenBank genome assembly